GAUAAGUAAGAAAAACAAUAAUCUUAUUUAUUGCGAAGAAGCUUGGUUAGUUGAAAAAGAUAUUUAUUUAUGAUAAUUUUAUUUUUUAAGUGAAUAUGAUCCAGAAGUUAUUGUUAAAGUGAUUGAUAGUCUUCGACUUUUACAUUAUGAUGAUAAUGUACUUGUACAAAACAAACUAUACCUUUCGAAAUCUCGACUUGUUGAUGAAAAUGUACGUUGUAUGUCGGAGAGUAUCAAUAAUAUGAAUAUUCAUAUUAUUGAUAUGCUUGAUUCAGAUAAUAAUGGAGUUCGUACAGUGGCAAUUCAAUUUAUUGAAAUGUUUGCACUUGUUUUAUCACGACUUAAUUUACCACCGACAUUGGUCGAUUCUCAAGUUAGUAGUGUUCGAAAAAUAAAUAAAUUAAAAUUAUUAAGUCUUCUCAAACAUCCUGCUUCAUUCGAUUUUCAACCACAAAUUACAAGAUUAUUAACUGAUCUUGGUGCUACACAAGCUGAAGUUUCUUCUAUCAAUGUUGUUAUUACCGGAAAAAAUGCCUGUAUCAUUUCUCAAGCAACUUAUACACCAAUUGCAGCAGCUGGUACACUAGCACAAAUUGAACAUUUAACACGAUUACUUGGUGCACAAUUAACAGCAGUUGGUUAUGGAAAAGGUUAUGAAUUAAUGAGAUCUGAACAAUAUGUUAAACCACCAAUUGAUGAUGAUAUUGAAGCAGGAAAACCAAUAUAA
This is a messenger RNA of Rotaria sp. Silwood2, 727 nucleotides long. The record is from the annotation of a GenBank genome assembly. NCBI's taxonomy places the organism in Eukaryota, Metazoa, Rotifera, Eurotatoria, Philodinida, Philodinidae.